Molecule: messenger RNA, 1740 nt
Organism: Lolium rigidum
Lineage: Eukaryota; Viridiplantae; Streptophyta; Magnoliopsida; Poales; Poaceae
Product: receptor-like protein EIX2
Exons: 2
Coding region: 1-1581 (526 amino acids)
Molecular function (GO): protein binding
Source: RefSeq, a predicted model, not a curated record
AUGGAUAUGGGCACUCAACGAUUUGGUCAUUUUGGAGCUGGCUGGAAACAAACUAAAUGGCAUAGUCACGGAAGAUCAUCUAAAAGGACUACAGCUUUGAGGUUUUUAGCGUUGGACAACACACUUCUUCAGAUAAAGAUCAGCCCGAAUUGGAUUCCUCAAUUCAAGCUACAAGCAAUUAUCUUAGCAUCUUUGCAGCUAGGACCGGCAUUCCCACCAUGGCUUAGAUCACAGACAAGCCUUCAGCUCAUUCACAUUUCAAACGCAAGCAUAACUGAAAUCCCAGAUUGGUUUUGGGUUGCAUUUUCAACUGCAGAGUUUGUGGAUCUGUCAGAUAAUCAGAUAGCCGGGACACUACCAGCAACAUUGGAGUUUAUGGAAGCAGAUACAAUGGUAUUGUUCAAUAACAGAUAUACAGGCACCAUUCCAUCUUCAAUAUGCUCAUUGUCACAGCUGGUUGUGCUAGACCUAUCAGGAAACAAGCUUACAGGAGAAGUUCCAAGUUGUGAAGAGGAUUUAAACACACACAUGCAGAGUCUUAGUGUGGUAAAUUUAAAUACCAACAACCUCUCAGGAGAGUUCCCAAGAGUUUUAAGAAGUAGCCGGUACCUUGUUUUUAUUGAUCUGUCAUAUAACAGAUUCUCUGGAGACCUACCCAUGUGGUUGGGGGUAAAAUUGCCAUACUUGGCACUCUUACGUCUGCGGCACAAUAUGUUUUCUGGCCAAAUUCCUGUUGAAAUUGGAAUGAUUCAAGAGCUACAAUUUUUAGAUCUUGCACAUAACAACUUCUCAGGUAUCAUGCUGGACUCAUUAGUUAACAUGAGUGCAAUGGCCCAUAUUUCUGGAUACAGUUAUGUUCUUGAUAAAGUGAUCACAUAUUUCCAUGGACCCCAUUUGUAUAACUCAGUAUAUGAUUUGAUUUAUUUCACGGAACAAGUAUCAGUUCUUACUAAAGGACAACAACUUGAAUUUUCACGUCAAAUCCCGUACAUGGUGUUUCUUGAUUUGUCAUGCAACAGUCUAGCCGGGGUGAUCCCUCAAGGUAUUGGUGCUCUCAUUGGAUUAAGAGGUCUGAACUUUUCAUGGAACAGCUUAAGUGGUGAAAUCCCAGAGAAUAUUGGUGAGCUCAAGCAAUUGGAGUCUCUUGACCUGUCAAACAAUGAGCUUUCAGGUGAAAUCCCUUCAAGCAUGGCAUCUAUUACCUCUUUAAGCCAUAUAAACCUCUCAUACAACACUCUAUCUGGAAAGAUACCAUUUGGAAAUCAGCUCAGGACUUUCGAUGCAUCUUCUUACAUCGGAAACAUUGGUUUAUGUGGUCUCCCCUUGACUAACAGUUGUCCUGGAAAUGGGUUGAGUCCGCCAGCACAUGCAGAUGACGGGGAUGGAUUGGAGGACAUAUCCAUUUACCUUGGUUUCGCUGUUGGCUUCGUUCUUGGCCUUUGGGUGAUCUUUUGUGUGAUGUUGUUUAAGAGAAAAUGGAGAAUUUCUUAUUUCCUGUUGGUCGAAAGGCUGCAGGACAAGAUUUAUGUGACUGUGGUACUAAGAUGGGCCAAUCUGAAGAGAAAAUUAGUGAAAACCUAAAUAUUGUUAUAUGUUAUGCACAAUAAUUACCAUGUGUCCAGGUAUGUGUUUGCUACAUAACAGUUUUUAAUUGACUGGCUACUAAUACUGUAGUGGUGUGUUAGAAGUUGUGUAUGAGUAUGAGUAUGACUAGGAAUUUAUGGCUCAUAGAGAUUUGGU